This is a messenger RNA of Bactrocera dorsalis (oriental fruit fly), 1532 nucleotides long. RefSeq names its product protein LST8 homolog (gene Lst8). Gene Ontology annotation, cellular component: TORC2 complex; TORC1 complex. Gene Ontology annotation, biological process: regulation of actin cytoskeleton organization; TOR signaling. The record is from RefSeq and is a predicted model, not a curated record. The transcript has 2 exons. Lineage: Eukaryota; Metazoa; Arthropoda; Insecta; Diptera; Tephritidae. Gene Ontology annotation, molecular function: protein binding. The coding region runs from base 170 to 1117 and encodes 315 amino acids.
AGACCCCACAAUAAGAAGGCCUUUCAAAGCGUAAUGAAAGUGAACAAAUUUAUCUUGGUUUUGUGACAAUAUUCUUAAUAUAGACAACUUUAGCUUCCUUUCUAAAUAUUCGUAACAUUGCAUUUGUUUAGUAUGAAUUAUUAAAUCAUUCAUUGUGAAAGUAUACAUAAUGGAAGCUACUGGAGAUCAGUUAAUUUUGGCCACAGGUGGCUAUGACCAUUCAAUCAAACUGUGGCAAGCACAUACCGGCCACUGUAUACAUUCAAUGCGCUUUGUAGACACCUCACAAGUGAACGCACUUGACCGAACCCCUGAUAAAACUCGUUUGGCAGCUUGUGGUUACCAAUGUAUACGCCUAUAUGACAUGGAGACCAGUUGCACAACCCCUGUCAUAAACUUUGAAGGUGUUCAAAAAAAUGUAACACGCUUGGGUUUCCAAGAGGAUGGUAAAUGGAUGUUCACUGCUGGAGAAGAUCACCGUGUUCGCAUAUGGGAUAUGCUGUCGCCUCAACCACACUGCUCACGUGUUUUCGACUGUCAAGCCCCCGUUAAUGCUGCGUGCUUGCAUCCAAAUCAAGUUGAAAUCGCAAUGGGUUCUCAAAAUGGUGGUGUAUAUUUAUGGGAUGUUAAAUCUGAAGUACACGAUCAACUUAUACCGGAAGUCGAUGCCUCCAUACAGGAUGUGGCAAUCUCACCUGAUGGACAAUAUAUGGCAGCCGUUAACAAUAAAGGAAACUGUUAUAUUUGGUCUCUAAGCUCGUCGCCAAACCAACAAUUGAGUACACUUAGUCCCAAAUUAAAAAUAGCUGCGCAUAAACGUUAUGUUCUGCGCUGUAAAUUUAGUCCAGACUCACGACUGCUAAUAACUACCUCAGGCGAUGGAACUGCAAGAAUAUGGGAGACUGAACAUUUUACAAUGUGGCGUGAAUUGAGCGUGGAAAAUUAUUGGGUGUGGGAUGCAGCGUUCAGUGCCGACUCCAAAUAUGUAUUCACCGCGUCAUCGGAUGGAAUAGCUCGCUUAUGGAAGCUACAAACUAAAAACGCGGAACGAAAGUAUACGGGUCACACCAAAGCCAUUACAGCUUUGUCAUUUAAAGAUGAGAUCGUCUCAGAAUAACACGAAGUGAAGGGGAGUGAAACGAGCGGCACGUCUGAUGCAAGAAAUCAAUAUAAUCGCCGCAAAGAAAAGCGAAGUAGUCGGAGUGGUGGAAUAUGUUGCUUAUUCACAGCGUACGUUAAUGGUAUUUGAAACUCAAAUAUAUACAAGAAAAAAGAGAACAAGUUUCGUAAUAUACUAUUUUCGAAUGUGGGAUUCGAUGUUUUCAAUUGCAACAUUUUUCCCUCAGUUUUAUUAUUAGCUGCACUGUAUUUUUAUACAUAACAAUGUUUUUCUCCUAUUUUCUUGAAAAUGCAUAGAUAACAAACUAAAAUCUAAAUCAAUAAUUCUAAUUAAGUUAAAUUUAAUAAUAUUUAUAAAACGUGGUGAGGCAUAGAAAUAAAAUCUUUAAUAUUUAAUAAAAUGUUUAAUACAA